Molecule: messenger RNA, 1962 nt
Organism: Mercenaria mercenaria
Lineage: Eukaryota; Metazoa; Mollusca; Bivalvia; Venerida; Veneridae
Product: coiled-coil domain-containing protein 96-like
Exons: 11
Coding region: 39-1889 (616 amino acids)
Biological process (GO): cilium assembly
Cellular component (GO): axoneme; ciliary basal body
Source: RefSeq, a predicted model, not a curated record
AGACAAACAGAUUUUAAGCAGAUUUCCUUAGCAACAAAAUGGCGGAUCAGGAGACAAAUAAUUCUGCUACCACAGAGGAGACCCCGGCACCAGAAGCCCAGGCUGAGGCUCCACCAGCUGAGGAGAAAGCUCAAACACCAGAACAAGCCCCAGCUGAGCAAACUGAACAGCCUGCUCAACAAACAGAAGGGGAAGCAACUGAGGCAGCUCCAGCAUCUGAAGAAACUGCUCAAGCUGAAGCCACACCCACAGAAGCAGCAGAAGGUGGAGCUGAGCAAGGAGCUGAGGCAGAGCAGGCUGCAGAGGGAGGGGCAGAACAAACAACAGAGGGAGAAGAACAGAAGACAGAAGGAGAGGGCGAACAGGCAGGUGAGACAGAAGCAAAACCAGAAGAAGGUGGUGAGCAGAAAGCUGAGGGAGAGGCAACUGUUGAUGGAGAAGAAAAACCAGCAGAGGAAGGGGCCCCAGCUGAAGGAGGUGAGGAGCAAGAAAAGAAAGAGGGAGAGGAAGAGGUUGCAGCCCCAGCAGAGGGAGAGACUCCAGCAGAAGGAGAAGCAAAGGAGGGUGGUGAGGAGGGAGAAAAACCUGCUGGAGAGGGUGAGGAGGCUAAACCAGAAGGAGAGGCAGAGGUUUCUAAAUCACCUGUUCCCCAGAGUGACACCUUUGCUGAGGGUGAGCGCGCUGAGAGUCCUGUGCCAGUAGGAGUCGGAGAAAAAUUAUCCAGAGAAGGAAGCCCUGUGGAGCAGGCACCAGUGCCUGUCCCAGAUAUCCUAGAACCCGGAACACCAGAGAGGUCACGACCCGGGAGUGCGGAGGGAGAGAAAGAGGGAGGACCUCUGACAACAUUUGAUGAAGAAGACGAGGAGGAAGAGGAGGAGGAAGAAGAAGAAGAAGAGGAAGAAGAACCCGAGUUUGAUAGAGAAGAACUUAUAGAGAGAUAUCAUCAAGCAAUUGCAGAGAGGGAGCAACUGCAGCAGUCAAACUAUCAGCUUCAGCACAAACUUGCAGAGUACUUCCGAAAGAAGAAGGCAGAUGAAAGCAGACAAGAAUAUGAUAAAAAUGUCACUGACCAAGAACAGAGAUAUCUCAAAUAUAUGGCUCAACUUGAAGAUCUACGAAGACAGGACAUGCAAGAACGAGAUAACUAUAAACAUCAGAUACAUGAGCUAAAGUCACGCUGCGAGGAGCGUAAGGAACGUGUGGAUGAGGAACGUAAAAAGUUCAUGGAGUUCAAGAAACAAGUUGCUCUCAAUGCAUUAAACAGUAGAUCUGGUCGACCAAUACCUCCAAAGGAUAUAGAACAGUAUUUAGCAGGAGAAGCACGGAAAGAAGGGGAGGUCAUAAAUGUAAGACUGGAAAAUAUCAAACUGAAAAACAAACUCAAGAAGAAAGAACACCAGCUCAAGUCUAAGGAGGAGCUAGCGGAAGGUUUACAUUUGAUAGAUUUUGAACAGCUGAAAAUUGAAAACCAGACAUAUAAUGAGAAAAUUGAGGAGAGAAAUGAGGAGUUGCUAAAGUUACGUAAGAAGAUUACAAGUACGGUACAGGUGUUAACACAUCUCAAAGAGAAGUUACAGUAUGUCCAGGCAGAAAAUCAAGUACAGAAACGUAGCCUGAGGGAGGUGGAGGCAGAAGUUGGUCAGAAAAGAGACAUUUUAUCAAGGACCAAACAGGCGCGAGAUGCUUUAAGAAUCGAUAAUCAGCGUUUAAAACAAAAUUGUGGACUUUUAGGAAAUGAAUCGUUACUGAGAGACUUUGAAGAGCGCAAAGACGAAAGUGACGACCUUCGUAAUAAACUUGAACAUCUGAAAAUGCAACAUGCUGAGCUUACACUUCAUUGUAAUCAAGUGAGACGUAAAAUUGAACAAGCUCGAAGUGGACGUGCGUAAAUUUUAUCAGUGAUGCAAGCCAUGUGAAACUUUCUGAAGGCAUUUAUGCUUAAAAUUGAUGUGUAUUAUUGCA